CAAACAUGGCUCACGAGUCUUGUGUCGCCAUGUGGGACGUCAUUAAGAAGAUUGUGCUGUGUGGCCGUACGGUCAUCUUCACCAGUCAAAGGUGAGGCCCAAGAAGUCCAGCUGUUCCCAUUGUCGGAGACCGGGCAAAUAUUAAUGCCCCACUACAACAGCAUGGAAGGCAUACACGAGUUGACUUGAGCAUGGACUGAGCCGUCUGACUGGACAUUGUUAUAGCUAAACGGCGAUUGUCUUACAAGACUGAUAGUAAUUCCUGCAAUGCCAUUAGAACAAUACCAGUAGAACAAUGCUAUUAUAACAAUGCAAUUAGAACAAUGCCAUUAGAAAUAUGACAUUAGAGCAAUGCCAUUAGAACAAUACCAUAGUAGGAACAAGUUUGUUGCGUUAAAAAAAAGACAGCUCUAAAUUUUGACACGUGUUUAUGUGAGUGACACGUCUUUUACUUGAGUGACUCUUCUUUUACUUGAGUAACUCGUCUUUUACUUGAGUAACUCGUCUAUUACUUGAGUGACACGUCUUUUACUUGAGUGACUCGUCUUUUACUUGAGUAACUCGUCUUUCACUUGAGUAACUCUUCUUUUACUUGAGUAACUCGUCUUUUACUUGAGUAACUCGUCUUUCACUUGAGUAACUCUUCUUUUACUUGAGUAACUCGUCUUUUACUUGAGUAACUCGUCUUUUACUUGAGUAACUCGUCUUUCACUUGAGUAACUCUUCUUUUACUUGAGUAACUCUUCUUUUACUUGAGUAACUCUUCUUUUACUUGAGUAACUCGUCUUUCACUUGAGUAACUCUUCUUUUACUUGAGUAACUCUUCUUUUACUUGAGUAACUCUUCUUUUACUUGAGUAACUCUUCUUUUACUUGAGUAACUCUUCUUUUACUUGAGUAACUCGUCUUUCACUUGAGUAACUCUUCUUUUACUUGAGUAACUCGUCUUUUACUUGAGUAACUCGUCUUUUACUUGAGUAACUCGUCUUUCACUUGAGUAACUCGUCUUUUACUUGAGUAACUCGUCUUUUACUUGAGUAACUCGUCUUUUACUUGAGUAACUCGUCUUUUACUUGAGUAACUCGUCUUUUACUUGAGUAACUCGUCUUUUACUUGAGUAACUCGUCUUUUACUUGAGUAACUCGUCUUUUACUUGAGUAACUCGUCUUUUACUUGAGUAACUCGUCUUUUACUUGAGUAACUCGUCUUUUACUUGAGUAACUCGUCUUUUACUUGAGUAACUCGUCUUUUACUUGAGUAACUCGUCUUUUACUUGAGUAACUCGUCUUUUACUUGAGUAACUCGUCUUUUACUUGAGUAACUCGUCUUUUACUUGAGUAACUCGUCUUUUACUUGAGUAACUCGUCUUUUACUUGAGUAACUCGUCUUUUACUUGAGUAACUCGUCUUUUACUUGAGUAACUCGUCUUUUACUUGAGUAACUCGUCUUUUACUUGAGUAACUCGUCUUUUACUUGAGUAACUCGUCUUUUACUUGAGUAACUCGUCUUUUACUUGAGUAACUCGUCUUUUACUUGAGUAACUCGUCUUUUACUUGAGUAACUCGUCUUUUACUUGAGUAACUCGUCUUUUACUUGAGUAACUCGUCUUUUACUUGAGUAACUCGUCUUUUACUUGAGUGACUCGUCUUUUACUUGAGUAACUCGUCUUUUACUUGAGUAACUCGUCUUUUACUUGAGUAACUCGUCUUUUACUUGAGUAACUCGUCUUUUACUUGAGUAACUCUUCUUUUACUUGAGUGACUCUUCUUUUACUUGAGUAACUCUUCUUUUACUUGAGUGACUCUUCUUUUACUUGAGUAACUCGUCUUUUACUUGAGUAACUCUUCUUUUACUUGAGUGACUCUUCUUUUACUUGAGUGACUCUUCUUUUACUUGAGUAACUCGUCUUUUACUUGAGUAACUCGUCUUUUACUUGAGUGACUCUUCUUUUACUUGAGUAACUCUUCUUUUACUUGAGUAACUCGUCUUUUACUUGAGUAACUCGUCUUUUACUUGAGUGACUCUUCUUUUACUUGAGUAACUCUUCUUUUACUUGAGUAACUCGUCUUUUACUUGAGUAACUCUUCUUUUACUUGAGUGACUCUUCUUUUACUUGAGUAACUCUUCUUUUACUUGAGUGACUCUUCUUUUACUUGAGUAACUCGUCUUUUACUUGAGUAACUCUUCUUUUACUUGAGUGACUCUUCUUUUACUUGAGUGACUCUUCUUUUACUUGAGUAACUCGUCUUUUACUUGAGUAACUCGUCUAUUACUUGAGUGACUCUUCUUUUACUUGAGUGACUCGUCUUUUACUUGAGUAACUCGUCUUUUACUUGAGUAACUCUUCUUUUACUUGAGUAACUCGUCUUUUACUUGAGUGACUCGUCUUUUACUUGAGUGACUCGUCUUUCACUUGAGUAACUCGUCUUUUACUUGAGUAACUCGUCUAUUACUUGAGUGACACGUCUUUUACUUGAGUGACUCUUCUUUUACUUGAGUAACUCGUCUUUCACUUGAGUAACUCUUCUUUCACUUGAGUAACUCGUCUUUUACUUGAGUAACUCGUCUAUUACUUGAGUGACACGUCUUUUACUUGAGUGACUCUUCUUUUACUUGAGUAACUCGUCUUUUACUUGAGUAACUCGUCUUUUACUUGAGUAACUCGUCUUUUACUUGAGUAACUCGUCUUUCACUUGAGUAACUCGUCUUUCACUUGAGUAACUCUUCUUUUUCUUGAGUAACUCUUCUUUUACUUGAGUGACUCGUCUUUUACUUGAGUGACUCGUCUUUUACUUGAGUGACUCGUCUUUUACUUGAGUAACUCUUCUUUUACUUGAGUAACUCGUCUUUUACUUGAGUGACUCGUCUUUUACUUGAGUAACUCGUCUUUUACUUGAGUAACUCGUCUUUUACUUGAGUAACUCGUCUAUUACUUGAGUGACACGUCUUUUACUUGAGUGACUCUUCUUUUACUUGAGUAACUCGUCUAUUACUUGAGUGACACGUCUUUUACUUGAGUGACUCUUCUUUUACUUGAGUAACUCGUCUUUUACUUGAGUAACUCUUCUUUUACUUGAAUAACUCUUCUUUUACUUGAGUAACUCUUCUUUUACUUGAGUAACUCGUCUAUUACUUGAGUGACACGUCUUUUACUUGAGUGACUCUUCUUUUACUUGAGUGACUCUUCUUUUACUUGAGUAACUCUUCUUUUACUUGAGUAACUCGUCUAUUACUUGAGUGACACGUCUUUUACUUGAGUGACUCUUCUUUUACUUGAGUGACUCUUCUUUUACUUGAGUAACUCUUCUUUUACUUGAGUAACUCGUCUAUUACUUGAGUGACACGUCUUUUACUUGAGUGACUCUUCUUUUACUUGAGUGACUCUUCUUUUACUUGAGUAACUCUUCUUUUACUUGAGUAACUCUUCUUUUACUUGAGUAACUCUUCUUUUACUUGAGUAACUCGUCUAUUACUUGAGUGACACGUCUUUUACUUGAGUGACACGUCUUUUACUUGAGUGACUCUUCUUUUACUUGAGUAACUCGUCUAUUACUUGAGUGACACGUCUUUUACUUGAGUGACUCUUCUUUUACUUGAGUAACUCGUCUUUUACUUGAGUAACUCUUCUUUUACUUGAGUAACUCUUCUUUCACUUGAGUGACUCUUCUUUUACUUGAGUGACUCUUCUUUUACUUGAGUAACUCUUCUUUUACUUGAGUAACUCUUCUUUUACUUGAGUAACUCGUCUUUUACUUGAGUAACUCGUCUUUUACUUGAGUAACUCUUCUUUCACUUGAGUAACUCGUCUUUUACUUGAGUAACUCUUCUUUCACUUGAGUGACUCGUCUUUUACUUGAGUAACUCGUCUUUUACUUGAGUGACUCUUCUUUCACUUGAGUGACUCUUCUUUUACUUGAGUAACUCUUCUUUCACUUGAGUAACUCUUCUUUUACUUGAGUAACUCGUCUUUUACUUGAGUAACUCGUCUUUUACUUGAGUAACUCGUCUUUUACUUGAGUAACUCGUCUUUUACUUGAGUAACUCGUCUUUUACUUGAGUAACUCGUCUUUUACUUGAGUGACACGUCUUUUACUUGAGUAACUCUUCUUUCACUUGAGUGACUCUUCUUUUACUUGAGUAACUCUUCUUUCACUUGAGUGACUCGUCUUUUACUUGAGUAACUCGUCUUUUACUUGAGUGACUCUUCUUUCACUUGAGUAACUCUUCUUUCACUUGAGUAACUCGUCUUUUACUUGAGUAACUCGUCUUUUACUUGAGUAACUCUUCUUUUACUUGAGUGACUCUUCUUUCACUUGAGUGACUCGUCUUUCACUUGAGUAACUCUUCUUUUACUUGAGUAACUCGUCUUUUACUUGAGUAACUCUUCUUUCACUUGAGUGACUCUUCUUUCACUUGAGUAACUCUUCUUUUACUUGAGUAACUCGUCUUUUACUUGAGUGACUCUUCUUUUACUUGAGUAACUCUUCUUUUACUUGAGUAACUCUUCUUUCACUUGAGUAACUCUUCUUUUACUUGAGUAACUCGUCUUUUACUUGAGUAACUCGUCUUUUACUUGAGUAACUCGUCUUUCACUUGAGUAACUCUUCUUUUACUUGAGUAACUCGUCUUUUACUUGAGUAACUCGUCUUUUACUUGAGUAACUCUUCUUUUACUUGAGUAACUCUUCUUUUACUUGAGUAACUCGUCUUUUACUUGAGUAACUCUUCUUUUACUUGAGUAACUCUUCUUUUACUUGAGUAACUCGUCUUUUACUUGAGUAACUCGUCUUUCACUUGAGUAACUCUUCUUUUACUUGAGUAACUCGUCUUUUACUUGAGUAACUCGUCUUUUACUUGAGUAACUCGUCUUUCACUUGAGUAACUCGUCUUUUACUUGAGUAACUCGUCUUUUACUUGAGUAACUCGUCUUUUACUUGAGUAACUCGUCUUUUACUUGAGUAACUCGUCUUUUACUUGAGUAACUCGUCUUUUACUUGAGUAACUCGUCUUUUACUUGAGUAACUCGUCUUUUACUUGAGUAACUCGUCUUUUACUUGAGUAACUCGUCUUUUACUUGAGUAACUCGUCUUUUACUUGAGUAACUCGUCUUUUACUUGAGUAACUCGUCUUUUACUUGAGUAACUCGUCUUUUACUUGAGUAACUCGUCUUUUACUUGAGUAACUCGUCUUUUACUUGAGUAACUCGUCUUUUACUUGAGUAACUCGUCUUUUACUUGAGUAACUCGUCUUUUACUUGAGUAACUCGUCUUUUACUUGAGUAACUCGUCUUUUACUUGAGUAACUCGUCUUUUACUUGAGUAACUCGUCUUUUACUUGAGUAACUCGUCUUUUACUUGAGUAACUCGUCUUUUACUUGAGUAACUCGUCUUUUACUUGAGUAACUCGUCUUUUACUUGAGUAACUCGUCUUUUACUUGAGUAACUCGUCUUUUACUUGAGUAACUCGUCUUUUACUUGAGUAACUCGUCUUUUACUUGAGUAACUCGUCUUUUACUUGAGUAACUCGUCUUUUACUUGAGUAACUCGUCUUUUACUUGAGUAACUCGUCUUUUACUUGAGUAACUCGUCUUUUACUUGAGUAACUCGUCUUUUACUUGAGUAACUCGUCUUUUACUUGAGUAACUCGUCUUUUACUUGAGUAACUCGUCUUUUACUUGAGUAACUCGUCUUUUACUUGAGUAACUCGUCUUUUACUUGAGUAACUCGUCUUUUACUUGAGUAACUCGUCUUUUACUUGAGUAACUCGUCUUUUACUUGAGUAACUCGUCUUUUACUUGAGUAACUCGUCUUUUACUUGAGUAACUCGUCUUUUACUUGAGUAACUCGUCUUUUACUUGAGUAACUCUUCUUUUACUUGAGUAACUCGUCUUUUACUUGAGUAACUCGUCUUUUACUUGAGUAACUCGUCUUUUACUUGAGUAACUCGUCUUUUACUUGAGUAACUCUUCUUUUUCUUGAGUGACUCUUCUUUCACUUGAGUGACUCGUCUUUUACUUGAGUAACUCGUCUUUCACUUGAGUAACUCGUCUUUUACUUGAGUAACUCGUCUUUUACUUGAGUAACUCGUCUUUUACUUGAGUAACUCGUCUUUCACUUGAGUAACUCGUCUUUUACUUGAGUGACUCGUCUUUUACUUGAGUAACUCGUCUUUUACUUGAGUAACUCUUCUUUUACUUGAGUAACUCGUCUUUUACUUGAGUGACUCUUCUUUUACUUGAGUAACUCGUCUUUUACUUGAGUAACUCGUCUUUUACUUGAGUAACUCUUCUUUUUCUUGAGUGACUCUUCUUUCACUUGAGUGACUCGUCUUUCACUUGAGUAACUCUUCUUUUACUUGAGUAACUCUUCUUUUACUUGAGUAACUCGUCUUUUACUUGAGUAACUCGUCUUUUACUUGAGUAACUCUUCUUUCACUUGAGUGACUCGUCUUUCACUUGAGUAACUCUUCUUUUACUUGAGUAACUCGUCUUUUACUUGAGUAACUCGUCUUUUACUUGAGUAACUCUUCUUUUACUUGAGUAACUCGUCUUUUACUUGAGUAACUCGUCUUUUACUUGAGUAACUCGUCUUUUACUUGAGUAACUCUUCUUUUACUUGAGUAACUCGUCUUUUACUUGAGUAACUCGUCUUUUACUUGAGUAACUCGUCUUUUACUUGAGUAACUCUUCUUUUACUUGAGUGACUCGUCUUUUACUUGAGUGACUCUUCUUUUACUUGAGUAACUCUUCUUUUACUUGAGUAACUCUUCUUUUACUUGAGUAACUCUGCUUUUACUUGAGUAACUCUUCUUUUACUUGAGUAACUCUUCUUUUACUUGAGUGACUCUUCUUUUUCUUGAGUAACUCUUCUUUUACUUGAGUAACUCUUCUUUUACUUGAGUAACUCUUCUUUUACUUGAGUAACUCUUCUUUUACUUGAGUAACUCUUCUUUUACUUGAGUGACUCUUCUUUUUCUUGAGUAACUCUUCUUUUACUUGAGUAACUCGUCUUUUACUUGAGUAACUCUUCUUUUACUUGAGUAACUCGUCUUUUACUUGAGUGACUCUUCUUUUUCUUGAGUAACUCUUCUUUUACUUGAGUAACUCGUCUUUUACUUGAGUAACUCUUCUUUUACUUGAGUGACUCGUCUUUUACUUGAGUGACUCUUCUUUUACUUGAGUAACUCUUCUUUUACUUGAGUAACUCUUCUUUUACUUGAGUAACUCUGCUUUUACUUAAGUAACUCUUCUUUUACUUGAGUAACUCGUCUUUUACUUGAGUGACUCUUCUUUUUCUUGAGUAACUCUUCUUUUACUUGAGUAACUCUUCUUUUACUUGAGUAACUCUUCUUUUUCUUGAGUGACUCUUCUUUUUCUUGAGUAACUCUUCUUUUACUUGAGUAACUCGUCUUUUACUUGAGUAACUCUUCUUUUACUUGAGUGACUCGUCUUUUACUUGAGUGACUCUUCUUUUACUUGAGUAACUCUUCUUUUACUUGAGUAACUCUUCUUUUACUUGAGUAACUCUGCUUUUACUUAAGUAACUCUUCUUUUACUUGAGUAACUCGUCUUUUACUUGAGUGACUCUUCUUUUUCUUGAGUAACUCUUCUUUUACUUGAGUAACUCUUCUUUUACUUGAGUAACUCGUCUUUUACUUGAGUAACUCGUCUUUUACUUGAGUAACUCUUCUUUCACUUGAGUGACUCGUCUUUCACUUGAGUAACUCUUCUUUUACUUGAGUAACUCGUCUUUUACUUGAGUAACUCGUCUUUUACUUGAGUAACUCUUCUUUUACUUGAGUAACUCGUCUUUUACUUGAGUAACUCGUCUUUUACUUGAGUAACUCGUCUUUUACUUGAGUAACUCUUCUUUUACUUGAGUAACUCGUCUUUUACUUGAGUAACUCUUCUUUUACUUGAGUGACUCUUCUUUUACUUGAGUAACUCUUCUUUUACUUGAGUAACUCUUCUUUUACUUGAGUAACUCGUCUUUUACUUGAGUAACUCGUCUAUUACUUGAGUGACUCUUCUUUUACUUGAGUAACUCGUCUUUUACUUGAGUGACUCUUCUUUUACUUGAGUGACUCCUCUUUUACUUGAGUAACUCGUCUUUUACUUGAGUGACUCUUCUUUUACUUGAGUAACUCGUCUUUUACUUGAGUGACUCUUCUUUUACUUGAGUAACUCGUCUUUUACUUGAGUGACUCUUCUUUUACUUGAGUAACUCGUCUUUUACUUGAGUGACUCGUCUUUUACUUGAGUAACUCUUCUUUUACUUGAGUAACUCGUCUUUUACUUGAGUGACUCGUCUUUUACUUGAGUGACUCUUCUUUUACUUGAGUAACUCGUCUUUUACUUAAGUAACUCUUCUUUUACUUGAGUAACUCGUCUUUUACUUGAGUGACUCUUCUUUUUCUUGAGUAACUCUUCUUUUACUUGAGUAACUCUUCUUUUACUUGAGUAACUCGUCUUUUACUUGAGUAACUCGUCUUUUACUUGAGUAACUCUUCUUUCACUUGAGUGACUCGUCUUUCACUUGAGUAACUCUUCUUUUACUUGAGUAACUCGUCUUUUACUUGAGUAACUCGUCUUUUACUUGAGUAACUCUUCUUUUACUUGAGUAACUCGUCUUUUACUUGAGUAACUCGUCUUUUACUUGAGUAACUCGUCUUUUACUUGAGUAACUCGUCUUUUACUUGAGUAACUCGUCUUUUACUUGAGUAACUCGUCUUUUACUUGAGUAACUCGUCUUUUACUUGAGUAACUCGUCUUUUACUUGAGUAACUCGUCUUUUACUUGAGUAACUCGUCUUUUACUUGAGUAACUCGUCUUUUACUUGAGUAACUCGUCUUUUACUUGAGUAACUCGUCUUUUACUUGAGUAACUCGUCUUUUACUUGAGUAACUCGUCUUUUACUUGAGUAACUCGUCUUUUACUUGAGUAACUCGUCUUUUACUUGAGUAACUCGUCUUUUACUUGAGUAACUCGUCUUUUACUUGAGUAACUCGUCUUUUACUUGAGUAACUCGUCUUUUACUUGAGUAACUCGUCUUUUACUUGAGUAACUCGUCUUUUACUUGAGUAACUCGUCUUUUACUUGAGUAACUCGUCUUUUACUUGAGUAACUCGUCUUUUACUUGAGUAACUCGUCUUUUACUUGAGUAACUCGUCUUUUACUUGAGUAACUCGUCUUUUACUUGAGUAACUCGUCUUUUACUUGAGUAACUCGUCUUUUACUUGAGUAACUCGUCUUUUACUUGAGUAACUCGUCUUUUACUUGAGUAACUCGUCUUUUACUUGAGUAACUCGUCUUUUACUUGAGUAACUCGUCUUUUACUUGAGUAACUCGUCUUUUACUUGAGUAACUCGUCUUUUACUUGAGUAACUCGUCUUUUACUUGAGUAACUCGUCUUUUACUUGAGUAACUCGUCUUUUACUUGAGUAACUCGUCUUUUACUUGAGUAACUCGUCUUUUACUUGAGUAACUCGUCUUUUACUUGAGUAACUCGUCUUUUACUUGAGUAACUCGUCUUUUACUUGAGUAACUCGUCUUUUACUUGAGUAACUCGUCUUUUACUUGAGUAACUCGUCUUUUACUUGAGUAACUCGUCUUUUACUUGAGUAACUCGUCUUUUACUUGAGUAACUCGUCUUUUACUUGAGUAACUCGUCUUUUACUUGAGUAACUCGUCUUUUACUUGAGUAACUCGUCUUUUACUUGAGUAACUCGUCUUUUACUUGAGUAACUCGUCUUUUACUUGAGUAACUCGUCUUUUACUUGAGUAACUCGUCUUUUACUUGAGUAACUCGUCUUUUACUUGAGUAACUCGUCUUUUACUUGAGUAACUCGUCUUUUACUUGAGUAACUCGUCUUUUACUUGAGUAACUCGUCUUUUACUUGAGUAACUCGUCUUUUACUUGAGUAACUCGUCUUUUACUUGAGUAACUCGUCUUUUACUUGAGUAACUCGUCUUUUACUUGAGUAACUCGUCUUUUACUUGAGUAACUCGUCUUUUACUUGAGUAACUCGUCUUUUACUUGAGUAACUCGUCUUUUACUUGAGUAACUCGUCUUUUACUUGAGUAACUCGUCUUUUACUUGAGUAACUCGUCUUUUACUUGAGUAACUCGUCUUUUACUUGAGUAACUCGUCUUUUACUUGAGUAACUCGUCUUUUACUUGAGUAACUCGUCUUUUACUUGAGUAACUCGUCUUUUACUUGAGUAACUCGUCUUUUACUUGAGUAACUCGUCUUUUACUUGAGUAACUCGUCUUUUACUUGAGUAACUCGUCUUUUACUUGAGUAACUCUUCUUUUACUUGAGUAACUCGUCUUUUACUUGAGUAACUCGUCUUUUACUUGAGUAACUCGUCUUUUACUUGAGUAACUCGUCUUUUACUUGAGUAACUCUUCUUUUUCUUGAGUGACUCUUCUUUCACUUGAGUGACUCGUCUUUUACUUGAGUAACUCGUCUUUCACUUGAGUAACUCGUCUUUUACUUGAGUAACUCGUCUUUUACUUGAGUAACUCGUCUUUUACUUGAGUAACUCGUCUUUCACUUGAGUAACUCGUCUUUUACUUGAGUGACUCGUCUUUUACUUGAGUAACUCGUCUUUUACUUGAGUAACUCUUCUUUUACUUGAGUAACUCGUCUUUUACUUGAGUGACUCUUCUUUUACUUGAGUAACUCGUCUUUUACUUGAGUAACUCGUCUUUUACUUGAGUAACUCUUCUUUUUCUUGAGUGACUCUUCUUUCACUUGAGUGACUCGUCUUUCACUUGAGUGACUCUUCUUUUACUUGAGUAACUCGUCUUUUACUUGAGUGACUCUUCUUUUACUUGAGUAACUCGUCUUUUACUUGAGUGACUCGUCUUUUACUUGAGUGACUCUUCUUUCACUUGAGUGACUCGUCUUUCACUUGAGUGACUCUUCUUUUACUUGAGUAACUCGUCUUUUACUUGAGUGACUCUUCUUUUACUUGAGUAACUCUUCUUUUACUUGAGUGACUCUUCUUUUACUUGAGUAACUCUUCUUUUACUUGAGUAACUCUUCUUUUACUUGAGUAACUCGUCUUUUACUUGAGUAACUCGUCUUUUACUUGAGUGACUCGUCUUUUACUUGAGUGACUCUUCUUUUACUUGAGUGACUCUUCUUUUACUUGAGUAACUCGUCUUUUACUUGAGUAACUCUUCUUUUACUUGAGUAACUCGUCUUUUACUUGAGUAACUCGUCUUUUACUUGAGUAACUCGUCUUUUACUUGAGUGACUCUUCUUUUACUUGAGUAACUCGUCUUUUACUUGAGUAACUCUUCUUUUACUUGAGUAACUCUUCUUUUACUUGAGUGACUCUUCUUUUACUUGAGUAACUCUUCUUUUACUUGAGUAACUCUUCUUUUACUUGAGUAACCCGUCUUUUACUUGAGUGACUCGUCUUUCACUUGAGUAACUCGUCUUUUACUUGAGUAACUCGUCUUUUACUUGAGUGACUCGUCUUUUACUUGAGUGACUCGUCUUUUACUUGAGUAACUCGUCUUUUACUUGAGUAACUCGUCUUUUACUUGAGUGACUCUUCUUUUACUUGAGUAACUCGUCUUUUACUUGAGUAACUCGUCUUUUACUUGAGUAACUCUUCUUUUACUUGAGUAACUCGUCUUUUACUUGAGUGACUCUUCUUUUUCUUGAGUGACUCGUCUUUUACUUGAGUGACUCUUCUUUUACUUGAGUAACUCGUCUUUUACUUGAGUAACUCGUCUUUUACUUGAGUGACUCUUCUUUUUCUUGAGUGACUCGUCUUUUACUUGAGUGACUCUUCUUUUACUUGAGUGACUCUUCUUUUUCUUGAGUAACUCGUCUUUUACUUGAGUAACUCGUCUUUUACUUGAGUAACUCGUCUUUUACUUGAGUGACUCUUCUUUUACUUGAGUAACUCGUCUUUUACUUGAGUGACUCUUCUUUUUCUUGAGUGACUCGUCUUUUACUUGAGUGACUCUUCUUUUACUUGAGUAACUCGUCUUUUACUUGAGUAACUCGUCUUUUACUUGAGUGACUCUUCUUUUUCUUGAGUGACUCGUCUUUUACUUGAGUGACUCUUCUUUUACUUGAGUGACUCUUCUUUUUCUUGAGUAACUCGUCUUUUACUUGAGUAACUCGUCUUUUACUUGAGUAACUCUUCUUUUACUUGAGUAACUCGUCUUUUACUUGAGUGACUCUUCUUUUACUUGAGUGACUCUUCUUUUACUUGAGUAACUCGUCUUUUACUUGAGUGACUCUUCUUUUUCUUGAGUGACUCUUCUUUUACUUGAGUGACUCGUCUUUUACUUGAGUGACUCGUCUUUUACUUGAGUGACUCUUCUUUCACUUGAGUGACUCGUCUUUUACUUGAGUAACUCGUCUUUUACUUGAGUAACUCGUCUUUUACUUGAGUGACUCUUCUUUUACUUGAGUGACUCGUCUUUUACUUGAGUGACUCUUCUUUUACUUGAGUGACUCUUCUUUUACUUGAGUGACUCGUCUUUUACUUGAGUGACUCGUCUUUUACUUGAGUGACUCUUCUUUUACUUGAGUGACUCUUCUUUUACUUGAGUGACUCUUCUUUUACUUGAGUGACUCUUCUUUUACUUGAGUGACUCGUCUUUUACUUGAGUGACUCGUCUUUUACUUGAGUGACUCUUCUUUUACUUGAGUAACUCGUCUUUUACUUGAGUGACUCUUCUUUUACUUGAGUGACUCUUCUUUUACUUGAGUAACUCGUCUUUUACUUGAGUGACUCUUCUUUUUCUUGAGUGACUCUUCUUUUACUUGAGUGACUCGUCUUUUACUUGAGUGACUCGUCUUUUACUUGAGUGACUCUUCUUUCACUUGAGUGACUCGUCUUUUACUUGAGUGACUCGUCUUUUACUUGAGUGACUCUUCUUUUACUUGAGUGACUCUUCUUUCACUUGAGUGACUCGUCUUUUACUUGAGUGACUCGUCUUUUACUUGAGUGACUCGUCUUUUACUUGAGUGACUCUUCUUUUACUUGAGUAACUCGUCUUUUUCUUGAGUGACUCUUCUUUUUCUUGAGUAACUCGUCUUUUACUUGAGUGACUCGUCUUUUACUUGAGUGACUCGUCUUUUACUUGAGUGACUCUUCUUUUACUUGAGUGACUCGUCUUUUACUUGAGUAACUCUUCUUUUACUUGAGUGACUCUUCUUUCACUUGAGUGACUCGUCUUUUACUUGAGUGACUCUUCUUUUACUUGAGUGACUCUUCUUUUACUUGAGUGACUCUUCUUUUACUUGAGUGACUCUUCUUUUACUUGAGUAACUCUUCUUUUACUUGAGUGACUCGUCUUUUACUUGAGUAACUCUUCUUUUACUUGAGUGACUCUUCUUUUACUUGAGUGACUCUUCUUUUACUUGAGUGACUCUUCUUUUACUUGAGUGACUCUUCUUUUACUUGAGUGACUCGUCUUUUACUUGAGUAACUCUUCUUUUACUUGAGUGACUCUUCUUUUACUUGAGUGACUCUUCUUUUACUUGAGUGACUCGUCUUUUACUUGAGUAACUCUUCUUUUACUUGAGUAACUCUUCUUUUACUUGAGUAACUCUUCUUUUACUUGAGUAACUCUUCUUUUACUUGAGUGACUCGUCUUUUACUUGAGUAACUCGUCUUUUACUUGAGUGACUCGUCUUUUUCUUGAGUGACUCGUCUUUUACUUGAGUGACUCGUCUUUUACUUGAGUGACUCGUCUUUUACUUGAGUGACUCGUCUUUUACUUGAGUAACUCGUCUUUUACUUGAGUGACUCGUCUUUUACUUGAGUGACUCGUCUUUUACUUGAGUGACUCGUCUUUUACUUGAGUAACUCGUCUUUUACUUGAGUAACUCGUCUUUUACUUGAGUGACUCUUCUUUUUCUUGAGUAACUCGUCUUUUUCUUGAGUAACUCGUCUUUUACUUGAGUGACUCGUCUUUUACUUGAGUGACUCGUCUUUUACUUGAGUGACUCUUCUUUUUCUUGAGUAACUCGUCUUUUACUUGAGUGACUCUUCUUUUACUUGAGUGACUCGUCUUUUACUUGAGUGACUCGUCUAUUACUUGAGUGACUCUUCUUUUACUUGAGUGACUCUUCUUUUACUUGAGUGACUCGUCUUUUACUUGAGUAACUCUUCUUUUUCUUGAGUAACUCGUCUUUUACUUGAGUGACUCGUCUUUUACUUGAGUGACUCGUCUUUUACUUGAGUGACUCGUCUAUUACUUGAGUGACUCUUCUUUUACUUGAGUGACUCUUCUUUUACUUGAGUGACUCGUCUUUUACUUGAGUGACUCGUCUUUUACUUGAGUGACUCGUCUUUUACUUGAGUGACUCUUCUUUUACUUGAGUGACUCGUCUUUUACUUGAGUGACUCGUCUUUUACUUGAGUGACUCGUCUUUUACUUGAGUGACUCUUCUUUUACUUGAGUGACUCGUCUUUUUCUUGAGUAACUCGUCUUUUACUUGAGUAACCCGUCUUUUACUUGAGUGACUCUUCUUUUACUUGAGUGACUCUUCUUUUACUUGAGUGAGUCGUCUUUUACUUGAGUGACUCGUCUUUUACUUGAGUGACUCUUCUUUUACUUGAGUAACCCGUCUUUUACUUGAGUGAGUCGUCUUUUACUUGAGUGAGUCGUCUUUUACUUGAGUGACUCUUCUUUUACUUGAGUGACUCUUCUUUUACUUGAGUGAGUCGUCUUUUACUUGAGUGACUCUUCUUUUACUUGAGUGACUCUUCUUUUACUUGAGUAACCCGUCUUUUACUUGAGUGACUCUUCUUUUACUUGAGUAACUCGUCUUUUACUUGAGUGACUCGUCUUUUACUUGAGUGACUCGUCUUUUACUUGAGUGACUCUUCUUUUACUUGAGUGACUCGUCUUUUACUUGAGUAACUCGUCUUUUACUUGAGUGACUCGUCUUUUACUUGAGUUACUCGUCUUUUACUUGAGUGACUCGUCUAUUACUUGAGUGACUCUUCUUUUACUUGAGUGACUCUUCUUUUACUUGAGUGACUCGUCUUUUACUUGAGUGACUCGUCUUUUACUUGAGUGACUCGUCUUUUACUUGAGUGACUCGUCUUUUACUUGAGUGACUCGUCUUUUACUUGAGUAACUCUUCUUUUACUUGAGUAACUCGUCUUUUACUUGAGUGACUCGUCUUUUACUUGAGUAACUCGUCUUUUACUUGAGUAACUCGUCUUUUACUUGAGUAACUCUUCUUUUACUUGAGUUACUCGUCUUUUACUUGAGUAACUCUUCUUUUACUUGAGUAACUCUUCUUUUACUUGAGUAACUCUUCUUUUACUUGAGUAACUCGUCUUUUACUUGAGUGACUCGUCUUUUACUUGAGUUACUCGUCUUUUACUUGAGUAACUCUUCUUUUACUUGAGUAACUCGUCUUUUACUUGAGUAACUCGUCUUUUACUUGAGUAACUCUUCUUUUACUUGAGUAACUCGUCUUUUACUUGAGUAACUCGUCUUUUACUUGAGUAACUCGUCUUUUACUUGAGUAACUCUUCUUUUACUUGAGUAACUCGUCUUUUACUUGAGUAACUCUUCUUUUACUUGAGUAACUCGUCUUUUACUUGAGUGACUCGUCUUUUACUUGAGUGACUCGUCUUUUACUUGAGUAACUCUUCUUUUACUUGAGUAACUCGUCUUUUACUUGAGUAACUCUUCUUUUACUUGAGUAACUCGUCUUUUACUUGAGUAACUCGUCUUUUACUUGAGUGACUCGUCUUUUACUUGAGUAACUCGUCUUUUACUUGAGUAACUCGUCUUUUACUUGAGUAACUCGUCUUUUACUUGAGUAACUCGUCUUUUACUUGAGUGACUCGUCUUUUACUUGAGUAACUCGUCUUUUACUUGAGUAACUCGUCUUUUACUUGAGUAACUCGUCUUUUACUUGAGUAACUCGUCUUUUACUUGAGUGACUCGUCUUUUACUUGAGUGACUCGUCUUUUACUUGAGUAACUCGUCUUUUACUUGAGUAACUCUUCUUUUACUUGAGUAACUCUUCUUUUACUUGAGUAACUCUUCUUUUACUUGAGUGACUCGUCUUUUACUUGAGUAACUCGUCUUUUACUUGAGUAACUCGUCUUUUACUUGAGUAACUCGUCUUUUACUUGAGUAACUCGUCUUUUACUUGAGUGACUCGUCUUUUACUUGAGUAACUCGUCUUUUACUUGAGUAACUCGUCUUUUACUUGAGUAACUCGUCUUUUACUUGAGUGACUCUUCUUUUACUUGAGUGACUCUUCUUUUACUUGAGUAACCCGUCUUUUACUUGAGUGACUCUUCUUUUACUUGAGUGACUCGUCUUUUACUUGAGUGACUCGUCUUUUACUUGAGUGACUCGUCUUUUACUUGAGUGACUCUUCUUUUACUUGAGUAACUCGUCUUUUACUUGAGUGACUCGUCUUUUACUUGAGUGACUCGUCUUUUACUUGAGUGACUCGUCUUUUACUUGAGUGACUCGUCUUUUACUUGAGUUACUCGUCUUUUACUUGAGUUACUCGUCUUUUACUUGAGUGACUCGUCUAUUACUUGAGUGACUCUUCUUUUACUUGAGUGACUCUUCUUUUACUUGAGUGACUCGUCUUUUACUUGAGUGAGUCGUCUUUUACUUGAGUGACUCGUCUUUUACUUGAGUGACUCGUCUUUUACUUGAGUGUCUCGUCUUUUACUUGAGUGACUCGUCUUUUACUUGAGUGACUCGUCUUUUACUUGAGUGAGUCGUCUUUUACUUGAGUGACUCGUCUUUUACUUGAGUGACUCGUUAUUUACUUGAGUGGCUUGUGGUUUACUUGAGUGACUCGACUCGUGGUUUACUUGACUGAGACGAGGUUUACUUGUGUGACUUCGAGUUUUCUAAUGUUUAGAUUGAAAUUUAAAAAAAGAAAACAACAUCAAAAAGAUGUAUUUAUUUAUAUCCUCAACUUCAGCAGUAAUUUAAACAUGAAAACGUCUCCUAAACUUCAACAGUAAUUUAAACAUGAAAACUUCUCCUAAACUUCAGCAGUAAUUUAAACAUGAAAACUUCUCCUAAACUUCAGCAGUAAUUUAAAUAUAAAAAACUCUCUUAACUUCAACUCAUCAGAGCGUACAAUGCAAAGAAAAUCUUUCUCUGACUCUUCAGUGCCACCGAAUGCAAGGCCCUCAGCAGCCGACUUGCCAUCCUGGUCAAAGGAAAGCUGAUCUACGACGGCAGUCCGAAGGAUAUCAUGGUCAGACACGCCCAUGGUCUCACAGUGACCAUCCACGCCAAGACGGACGACAAGGGUCAGCCUGUGCCACUCGUUGAUGUGGUGUUGUAUGUCAAAGAAGGGUUCCCACAGACGAAGGUGAGUCUAGUGAUAAGUCUGCUGAUUGAACAAACAGUCAGUCUGGUGUUUGAACAAAAGUUCAGUCUGGUGUUUGAACAAAAGUUCAGUCUGGUGUUUGAACAAAAGUUCAGUCUGGUGUUUGAACAAAAGUUCAGUCUGGUGUUUGAACAAAAGUUCAGUCUGGUGUUUGAACAAAAGUUCAGAGUGGUGUUUGAAGAAAAGGUGAGCCUGGUAUUUUAACAAAAGGUAAGCAUGUUGAUUUAACAAAGGGUAAGACUGUCGAUUUAACAAAAGGUAAGUCUGUUGAUUUAAGAAAAGGUCUGGAUGUUGAUUUAACAAAAGGUACGUCUGUUGAUUUAAGAAAAGGUCUGGAUGUUGAUUUAACAAAAGGUAAGUCUGUUGAUUUAAGAAAAGGUCUGGAUGUUGAUUUAACAAAAGGUACGUCUGUUGAUUUAAGAAAAGGUCUGGAUGUUGAUUUAACAAAAGGUAAGUCUGUUGAUAUAAGAAAAGGUCUGGUGUUUUAAUAAAAGGUAGGUCUGGUGUUUUAAAUCCUCAAGGUCUGGGAUUAUUCUUCUACGAUUUUAAGCUGGUGCCCAACAGCAAACCGCCUCUCUCCACGCCGCUGGAUAACCCAAAGGAACAUCAUGUGUAUGAUACAGCUUGGCACCAGUGGCGUCGCAGGAUUUGUCGGAAUGUUAUCCGCCUAAGGACUGCAUCUCCGGGUUUGAAUUCAGAGUUUCCUUCUCUUAGGUGAUUUGCCAUCCCAAGGUUAACGAGUCCCAUCCACCCGGUGUUCUGAUGAUGUUUUUGCUUGAUUUGGCUUUGGUGGGGAUUGAACUCUAGACCAUCAACUUGAGAUUUGCUCGGCCACCCAGCACCCACAGUCGGGUCUUUUAACAACCGAAUAAUGAAAGAAAACCGGUUCAUUUAAUCAAUAGGAUGAUAUUUAAUUUAAAGAAUAAGAAUUUGCUACAUGAAUGUUGUACAAAAUACAGAGAACAUAGUGAUACUAGUGGUAGAUUACACAGAAAAACGAUGAAAGAACAUGACAGAAGACACAUCGAACAGCUUAGGUAUUAAUACACUUGGUCAGGUAAAUUUCGUUUGAAAUGUCUCCCGCUAGCUCAUGUGAAAAUAUAUGAUGGUAAUGUCUUACAGAAAUGAUCCCCCCCCCCAACCUUGAUGUUAAUGUUUUGAAGAAAUGAUUCCCCCUACCCCACCCCCCAAAAAAAAUACAACAAAAAAACAAAAACAAAAACAAAAACAACAACCCUUAUCAAGUUACAUACGAGAUUUUCAAUGGCUGAUCCCAAUAUCCAGAGCAGCAGUUCUCAACCUGACUGAUGCCGCCACCCUUUAAUACAAAUCCUCAGGUGUGGCGACCCCCCAGCCACAAAAUUAUUUCCGUUGUUGCUUCAUAACUGUAGAGCAUAUAUGUUUUACGAUUGUCCUAGGCGACCCCUGUGAAAGGGUCGUCCGGCUCCCAAAGGGGUCGCGACCCACAGGUUGAGAACCGCGGCUUCAGAGGCUCAAAGAGUUGUGUGUUGUUCACAGGUUGUAUUUUGGUAAAAACAAUAGUUGUGUUUUUAGAAUUUAGUGCUCACCUUUGUUGUUGUUGUUGCUACUUUAAAUAAGUUUUUUUUUCAGUUGUGAAUAGGGGACAAGUUGUGGUGAACCAUUUGUGUAAAGGGCAUUUCCGAAAACGUAUUUGAAACAAUAUGUGUUUGAAGGUUUUAGUCGAUAUAAUUCUAAAAUCAUUGUAAAAUUGUGACAUAAAUAUCAGCAUGAUACACGAUUUUAUCCCCAAAAUACCUUUAUGUAACAUAUAUAUAUUUAUAUAAAUAUAUAUAUAAAUAUAUAUAUAUAUAUAUAUAUAUAUAUAUAUAUAUAUAUAUGUUCACUUUANUAUAUAUAUAUAUAUAGGACCAAUUACCAUUGCUUCAUUUAAAUGCCUUCGAUUUCUUUAACCAACUGCAUCCUAUUAUUUUACAGUUGAUAGCUGAAGGGGAAGAGAGUGUUCACCUGUAUGUCCCCAUCAACAACAAACCAAUCUACCGACUGUUCGCCACCCUCCAGAUGGCCCACCACAAAAUUGGCUUUGAAAAAUUCUUGAUCCGCUACACCACGAUGGAGGAUGUGUACACCAUGUUUCAGCACGUGACUUGAUUGUUUGACAUGAGCGUAGCCAACCUUGACAUUAAAGAUAAUUUUAAGACUGAAGUUUAAG
Molecule: messenger RNA, 19558 nt
Organism: Lymnaea stagnalis (great pond snail)
Lineage: Eukaryota; Metazoa; Mollusca; Gastropoda; Lymnaeidae
Source: the annotation of a GenBank genome assembly